Messenger RNA from Caenorhabditis remanei, 519 nucleotides. RefSeq lists its product as uncharacterized. NCBI's taxonomy places the organism in Eukaryota, Metazoa, Nematoda, Chromadorea, Rhabditida, Rhabditidae. The transcript has a single exon. The record is from RefSeq and is a predicted model, not a curated record. Bases 1 to 519 code for a protein of 172 amino acids.
AUGCAGAAGGCUGGCAUUGGAGGACAUCAUCGCAUCAACCUUCCUGCAGAGAAACGAAUUCGGCACAUCCGUCUACUUCAAGGAGAAUCAACUCUGGACCACUGCUUCGUCAACAGCAUUGGUUCAAUUGGAGUUCCAAAAUCAGACGGUCGUGCGGACAAAGAAACAAGACACUUGCACGGCAACAGUACAAGCCUUCACCGUCUGUUUUGCGUGUCGGGAGGGUGCACUGGCAAAGGAGGAGUGUUAGAAGAUGAAAGGACCAGCAAUUGUGGCUCAAUUGAAGUGUCCGUCUACAGUGCAAUUUUUGACAUGCGACGCCAAAGGAUCAAUGCUUUGAAAUUCCACAUGACCUCAAAUGAAGUCAACUGGAAUUGUACUCUGAGCUGUGGAGUGGAGGAAGCGGAAGUUGAGAUUUCCGGAAAGCUGAUGGAACAAGCAGAUACAGUCGUAACAUGUUUGAGUCGCCGGUGGAAUCGAUGGUCAACGGAUGGAACGGAUUGGUCGAUGGCUUGCUGA